GGUGAUUACUGGGAAAUAUUUAAGUUUCACUAUUCACUUCUUCAACGAGAGGCUUUUGUUCAAGUCACCUAACUUUGAGUUGUGUUUUCCUUAUUUCCUCAGUGCACUGCAAUCAAAAUGAAAGAAAAUACUUUCCUAUUAUUCUGUAUUCUUUCCAUCAGCUUGUCUGGGUUUAGGGUGGGUGCCAUUGAGGUCGAGGAAGGUUUUGUUCGGCUGGUUGGUGGUCAAGAUAAAUACGAGGGCCGAGUGGAGAUCUUUCAUAAUGGAGUUUGGGGGACUGUCUGCGACGAUGACUGGGACGACGAUGACUGGGACAUAGAUGACGCUCAUGUCGUGUGUCGCCAGCUACAUAUCUCUGGUGCAACACACGUUCCAUCGUUUGGCGACGGACACGGCAACAUCUGGAUGGAUGAUUUACGCUGUAGUGGAACAGAGAUGAGCUUGCUCCAGUGUGCAUUUCCUGGUUGGGGGAAACAUAACUGUGCUCACCCUGAAGAUGCUGGGGUCAGAUGCCAAAAGGAGCCAGAACGACCGAGCGGGGUUAUAAGUCACGAGUUCGAUUUGGACCACAGCGCAGGCCUCUCCCAUCAGCUGGGGGAGCUGUUUGACAGCGGACGUCACUGUGACCUGAACAUUACAGUGGCGGAGCUCAACAACAACACCUUGGAGACAAUCUGUGCGCACAGCCUCAUCCUCUCUAUGCACUCGUUCCUCAACACGUCACAGCCCGACUUCGGCAACCUCCGCAUUGAGGCCGCCUCUGACUGCCGUCGGCACGCCGAGGACUUUGUCAGAUACUUCUACACAAGAAAGAUCAAAGUCACACAAUCUUCCGCCCAUUGCAUACUCAAGAUGGCAUUCGACUGGGGACUGACAGAAGUUCACAAUGAGGCAGAACAUCUUUUCAGACUGUUUCUUCCACAGGAUCUCACUUUCCAGACUCAGAUCUCUUUCUACGAGUAUGCAGUUCAUACAGGUGACGAGGAGCUAAUGGAGGCUUGUCUUCGCUACCUGGCGUGGAACUGCGAGGCCCUGAUCCAUUCCCUGGUCUGGACGGAUCUUGCAUUCGAUCGGGUCAAAGAUCUUCUGUCUCGCUGGGACCUUGUGGUGCAGAAGGAAACCGUCAUCCUGAAUGGACUGGAGAGAUGGGCGGCUGCCCGAGACGAAACAACUAUUCCUGAGAUCCUCCUGAAGCACAUCCGUUUCCCACUGAUACCUGCUGAGGACUUAUACACACUCAACGACUCAAAGUACCGUGACAGCAAGUUGCAGGGGUUUCAGUUCAAUGCCCUCACCUGCGCGACAUUGCUCAAUGACCUGAGGAGAGGACAACAUGUCUACACAUCCAGGAUUUACACUGGCACGCCGUGGAGCUUCACAUUCAGCCACCACAACAUCAAAGCUUACAAGGAUUUUGGUUUCUACAAUCUCCAUGGCCACCGCAUCGGUAGUCUGACAUCUGAUUUCCAAACACCGGUUCAUAACAGUGCCUAUUUUGCUUUGAGCAAAAUGAGCUGGAAAACGAGGUUAUACAUCAGUGAUGCAGAUUGUUUGGGUGAAGGUAUCACGUGUCCUUCUUUGCCAGCUGUGAGUUUGAAGGCCGAGGAAAAGAACAGCGAUUUGGGAUGCAUUCGUUACAGCAACAUGCUUGUUGUUAUGUGCGAAGACAGUUACGUGAUCCACGUUCAGGAAUUUGAUGGUGAGAAUAUUGUAUUUAUUCCAAGCAGCAAAAAACAACUCUAUUCAUGCCACUCAAAGCUGUUCUCCUACCAGGUGGUGGUUCGUCCUUACUACUCAACAGAUUAGUUUCUGUUCCCUCCGGGAUCGAAGGCAAAGAGAAUAGGGACCAGGAUGAUUUACACUCACGGAUGUCCUGUAUGACUUUAACUAUAAAGUGUUUUUCACUAAGCUCACAUAUAAUUCUCUAAAUCUACGACUAUGACAAUUACAUAUAUACAUUUUUUGCCAUUUUUAUAGUCAUAUUUGGUUUUUAUAUAUCAUUUUCAAGUCCUUUUGAAAAUAAGAUUAACAAUGCCAUUAUUCUGCAACAUGACUGUGUUAUUAUAAGUGGUGAAUAAAAGAUUUUAAAGCUCUAAAGAUUUUAAAGCGC
Molecule: messenger RNA, 2110 nt
Organism: Cyclopterus lumpus (lumpfish)
Lineage: Eukaryota; Metazoa; Chordata; Actinopteri; Perciformes; Cyclopteridae
Product: galectin-3-binding protein A-like
Exons: 6
Coding region: 118-1806 (562 amino acids)
Cellular component (GO): membrane
Source: RefSeq, a predicted model, not a curated record